AUGCUCGCCAACAUGGCGCGCCUGAUCCGCUCUGCCGGAUGUCUUAUCAUCGGCGACGAAGUCCUCAACGGCAAGAUUUUGGACACAAAUCUGUUUGAAUUUGCAAAGUUCUGUUUCAGCGAGCUUUGCGUGCCGCUCAAGAAAACGGUGGUCUGUGGUGAUGACCACAGCGACAUUGUAGCGUCGCUUCAGGUGUUGCGCAAUGCUGAAUGUGACUUCAUUGUCACCAGUGGUGGAAUUGGAUCCACGCAUGAUGAUAUUACAUACGACGCCAUUGCGGCCGCGUUCAAUGUGCCCUGCACGUUGGAUCUGGAGACUGUAGCGAAGAUGAAUGCCCUUCGAGGAGACUACCUUCUGAAACUCACACAGCCGCAAAGAGAUGCAUUCUAUCGAAUGGCCACCAUUCCGCAGGCCUCCGAGUCUGUGCCCGUGCUGAAACUCUUCACUGAUAAAAGUUUGUGGGUGCCCAUUGUUGGCGUCAACGAGCAGGUGUAUAUUCUACCGGGCGUGCCGCAGCUAUUCAAGCGGCUUUUGAGCGGGCUCGGCGAGUCGGUCAAGCCGCGCGUCAUUCAGCUGAAGUGCAAUCGCUAUUUUGUGAAGACAACAACUGGCGAGCUGUCUUUGGCCCCUUACUUGACUGCUUUGCAGCAGCGCUGUAAUGAAACCUACGGGCCAGGUGCGGUUAAGCUUGGGUCUUACCCUCACCUCAACUGGAGGAUCAACACAAUCAGUAUAAUUGGCGAAGAAGCCGUCCCGAUUGAUGCUUUGAGAAGCAUUGUUGCCGAGGUUGUUGCCAAUAUCGGCGAAAAUGCCGCCGAGAUUACUAGCGAAGAAGAAGAUCUUAUGAGCACAACAGAACCGCCGGUGGCUUAA
Molecule: messenger RNA, 873 nt
Organism: Australozyma saopauloensis
Lineage: Eukaryota; Fungi; Ascomycota; Pichiomycetes; Serinales; Metschnikowiaceae
Exons: 1
Coding region: 1-873 (290 amino acids)
Source: RefSeq, a predicted model, not a curated record